UUCUCUCCGCUCGACUCUUUCGUCUUUCCCCACGACUUCGACUUCGCCUCUCUCUCUCGAUCUCCUCUCUCUGUCCACUAGCCGUGUUCCUUUAGCGUGAGACGGGGAGCUAGGAAUCCACGGCGUCGGAAAAGGCGGUCGCCUGAGGAACCGGUUUCCCCGAGACUUUUGUCCGUCGCGGGAUUGGAUUCUCCGGCCAUGGCUCUCGCCGGCCUCCGCCGGCACGUCGGCCGGUUCUUGAGCGCCAGCAAUGAGCUCAUGGCGGCGUCGCUCUCGGCGGCGAGCUGCGCGGAGGAGAUGCAGAAGGCGGAGGGGGGCGAGUGCCGCGACGACGCGGCGGCGCUGCGGCUCAAGGAGGUGGCCAUGGCGGCGAUACUGGUGGCCGGGGUGCUCGGGGUGGGCCUGCCGCUCGCGGGCCGGAAGCGCCGCCCCAUGCGCACGGACAGCGCCGCGUUCGUGGCGGCCAAGGCGUUCGCGGCCGGGGUCAUCCUCGCCACGGGGUUCGUCCACAUGCUGCACGACGCCCAGAACGCGCUCUCCAGCCCCUGCCUCCCCGCCGUGCCGUGGCGGCGGUUCCCGUUCCCGGGGUUCGUCGCCAUGGCCGCCGCGCUCGCCACGCUGGUGCUCGACUUCCUCGCCACAAGGUUCUACGAGGCAAAGCACCGCGACGAGGCCGCGCGCGUCAAGGCAGCCGCUGCAGCCGCGCUCGCAGCGGCGGCCUCCGCGUCCGCGAGCGAAGAGGACAUCACCGUGGUCACCGUCGUCCAGGACGAGCGCAAGGCCCCGCUCCUGCAAACGCACUGCCACAGACACUCGCUCGGACACGGACACAGCCAUGGGCACGAGCUGGUGCAAGUAGAGGGCCGAGAGGGGGAUGUGUCGGAGCAUGUCCGGUCUGUCGUCGUGUCACAGAUACUGGAGAUGGGGAUAGUGUCUCACUCUGUGAUCAUCGGGUUGUCACUGGGAGUAUCGCGGAGCCCGUGCACAAUCAGGCCACUUGUCGCGGCACUUUCAUUCCACCAGUUCUUCGAGGGGUUUGCAUUAGGCGGGUGCAUUGCUCAGGCACAAUUCAAGAACCUUUCAGCGGUUCUAAUGGCAUCAUUCUUUGCCAUUACAACACCGGCAGGGAUAGCUGCUGGGGUAGGCUUAUCCACAUUUUACAAUCCAAAUAGCCCAAGGGCUCUUGUGAUUGAGGGAAUUCUUGACUCAGUGUCAGCUGGCAUCCUGAUAUACAUGUCACUGGUGGAUCUCAUUGCUGCAGACUUCUUGGGUUCAAAGAUGACAGGGUCGGUGCGACAGCAAGUGACGGUAUACAUUGCAUUGUUCCUUGGUGCAAUCUCCAUGUCAUCACUGGCAAUAUGGGCUUGACCGCUUGAGACCUGCCCUUGAUCAUCAGGUAAAAUGUGCAGUAAUCCCCUGAGGAAAUUCCUGUCUUGUGUGUACAGUGCUAAUGUUACGCUCAAGUCUUGCUAUGUCGGCCCUGUUUGUUUCCGCUUUUCUCAGACACGCUUAGAUUAUAAGCGAAGCGAAGAUUUUCUCGCUUCUCACUUUUCGCUUCUAGUAGUUCAAAUCUCUGAAGCGGAUUACAACAAAAGCGAAAAUGAGCAGAGCAUUUGGUGGGAUUAUCGCUCAUUUCCACCGAUAAGCCGAUUAUAAUCGGAAGCAAAUAGGGCCAUAGUAGUAGCUUGCUGGGGACUCAUCAUAGGAUGACAUGCCCUGUUUUUGAAGGGCAUGAAAGAAACACCGCCAUAUGUAAAAAGUUGGGCUCCUGUACCUUCACUGCCCCAACAAUGUCGGUUCCGUAGGUGAGAUGUUAAGGCUGGGUUUCUAUUGUACUCGAGAGUGCAACUGCUGUGGUUUUCUAAAAGGAACGACGAGCAAGCAAUGAUAUGUAUGACAGCCGCUGCCCCAGCUGCUGGCUUUGAUUAGA
Molecule: messenger RNA, 1930 nt
Organism: Panicum virgatum (switchgrass)
Lineage: Eukaryota; Viridiplantae; Streptophyta; Magnoliopsida; Poales; Poaceae
Product: zinc transporter 7-like
Exons: 4
Coding region: 199-1368 (389 amino acids)
Biological process (GO): zinc ion transmembrane transport
Cellular component (GO): plasma membrane
Molecular function (GO): zinc ion transmembrane transporter activity
Source: RefSeq, a predicted model, not a curated record